Messenger RNA from Ostrea edulis (European flat oyster), 3929 nucleotides. RefSeq names its product RNA polymerase-associated protein CTR9 homolog. NCBI's taxonomy places the organism in Eukaryota, Metazoa, Mollusca, Bivalvia, Ostreida, Ostreidae. Gene Ontology annotation, biological process: regulation of DNA-templated transcription. Gene Ontology annotation, molecular function: RNA polymerase II complex binding. Gene Ontology annotation, cellular component: Cdc73/Paf1 complex. The transcript is spliced from 23 exons. The coding region runs from base 83 to 3619 and encodes 1178 amino acids. The record is from RefSeq and is a predicted model, not a curated record.
CGCAAUUCCAAACCGGAAGUUUUGCGAAGCGAGUUGGUGGGUUUUUUUCAGAGCUGAGACUGAGAGUGAGAGUCAAAAAGAAAUGUCUGGUUCAAUUGAAAUCCCUCUUCGGGACACCGAUGAGGUGAUUGAGUUGGAUCUUGACCAGCUACCAGAGGGAGAAGAAGUGUUGAGUAUCCUUCGACAAGAAGUAGCACCGCUUCACAUCUGGGUGACUCUGGCAUUGGAAUAUUACAAACAAAAUUAUGUCCAAGAUUUUGUCAAGAUUCUGGAUGCCUCCAGGACAGAUGCAGGGUUGGAUUAUCCAAACUUUGAGAGAGAUCAGAUGCGAGCCCUGGACACACUUGCUGCAUAUUAUGUCCAGAAAGGGCAUAAAGAAAAGAAUAAGGAUAAGAAAAGGGAGCUGUUUACACAGGCUACCCUUCUAUACACGACAGCUGAUAGAAUCAUCAUGUAUGACCAGAAUCACUUGCUGGGUCGUGCCUACUUCUGCCUCUUGGAGGGAGACAAAAUGGACCAGGCUGAUGCACAGUUUAACUUUGUGUUGGGUCAGGCAAACAACAACAUCCCCUCACUGCUGGGUAAGGCAUGCAUUGCGUUCAAUAAAAAGGACUAUCGUGGAGCAUUAGCAUACUACAAAAAAGCCCUGAAGACCAACCACAACUGUCCUGCCUCCGUCAGGUUGGGGCUUGGUCAUUGUUUUGUCAAACUCAAUCGCUUGGAGAAAGCCAGAAUGGCAUUUGAGCGAGCUCUGCAUUUGGAUCCACAGUGUGUGGGAGCAUUGAUUGGUCUGGCUAUUCUAGAGCUGAAUUCUAAAACCCAGGACUCCAUUAAAAACGGUGUCCAGUUACUGUCCAAAGCAUACACCAUAGACUCCACCAAUCCCAUGAUUCUAAACCAUCUUGCCAACCAUUUCUUCUACAAGAAGGAUUAUCAGAAAGUGCAACACCUGGCUCUUCACUCAUUCCACAACACAGAGAAUGAAGGCAUGAGAGCAGAAAGCUGUUAUCAGCUGGCUAGGGCCUUCCAUGUUCAGCAAGACUACGAUCAGGCCUUCCAGUAUUACUACCAGUCAACACAGUUUGCUCCUCCUAACUUUGUCCUGCCGUUCUUUGGUCUGGGCCAGAUGUACAUAUACAGGGGUGAUAACGAAAAUGCAGCCACAUGUUUUGAGAAGGUGCUGAAGGCUCAGUCGGGGAAUUAUGAAACAAUGAAGAUUCUGGGUUCCCUUUACGCAAAUUCACCUGAGCCUGCUAAAAGAGAUGUAGCCAAACAACACUUGAAGAAGGUAACGGAGCAGUUUCCAGAUGAUGUGGAGGCGUGGAUUGAACUGGCACAGAUUCUGGAACAACAGGAUGUACAGGGAGCGUUGUCAGCAUAUGGAACAGCCACUAGAAUUCUGAAAGAGAAAGUGGAAGCUGAUGUACCACCAGAAAUUUUGAACAAUGUGGCAGCUCUCCAUUUUAGAUUGGGAAAUCUGCAAGAGGCCAGGAAAUGUUACGAGGCAUCUCUUGAAAGAUCUCGUAGUGAGGCCCAACAUGAUGAAACCUACUAUAGUGCCAUUUCCGUGACAACGACCUAUAACCUGGCCAGGUUGUAUGAGGCAACACACGAGUACGACGAUGCUGAGAGACUAUACAAAAGUAUUCUCCGAGACCAUCCUAACUACGUGGACUGUUACCUGAGACUUGGUUGCAUGGCUCGAGACAGGGGUCAGAUCUACGAGGCCUCAGAUUGGUUUAAAGAAGCCCUGCAGAUUAAUCAGGAUCACCCGGAUGCUUGGUCUUUGAUAGGAAAUCUGCAUUUAGCCAAGCAAGAGUGGGGUCCGGGGCAGAAAAAGUUUGAGCGUAUCAUUGGACGACCUAACACAAAAGACGAUGCCUACUCUCUGAUUGCUUUGGGGAAUGUUUGGCUACAGACUCUACACACUCCCAUGAGAGACAAGGAUAAGGAAAAACGUCAUCAGGAGAGAGCUCUGGCCAUGUACAAACAAGUCCUCAGAAAUGAUGACCGCAACAUCUGGGCAGCUAAUGGAAUCGGGUGUGUUUUGGCCCACAAAGGUUGUAUCAAUGAGGCUAGAGAUGUGUUUGCCCAGGUGCGGGAGGCCACUGCGGAUUUCUGCGAUGUCUGGCUCAAUAUUGCACACAUCUACGUGGAACAGAGGCAGUAUGUAGCAGCUGUACAAAUGUACGAGAAUUGUUUGAAGAAAUUCUUUAAAUAUCACAACACGGAGGUGAUGGUCUAUCUGGCGAGAGCAUACUUCAAAUGUGGACGACUUAAGGAGUGCAAAAACAUUCUACUCAAGGCUCGUCAUGUGUCUCCCAGUGACACGGUGCUGCUGUACAACAUUGCCUUAGUACAACAGAAGCUGGCCACCUCAAUCCUCAAAGACGAGAAGAGCAAUCUAAAGACAGUACUCAGUGCCGUCAAAGACCUAGAACUGGCUAUCAAAUAUUUCACUCAUCUUUCAACAUAUGGAGACAGAAUGAAGUUUGAUUUGAACCAAGCAGCCUCAGAAGCUCGACAGUGCUCAGAUCUUCUCAGUCAAGCUCAGUAUCACGUGGCUCGAGCUCGCAAGAUUGAUGAGGCAGAGAGAGAGAUGAGAAAGAGGCAAGAGGAGGAAAGGGAGGCAAUCCGUCAAAAACAUAAGGCUGAACAGAUGGAAAAACAGAAAAUCAAGGAAGAAAUGGAUAAGAAGUUGAUGGAACAGAGAGCCAAGUUUGUGGAGAAAGCCAAAAAGAUAUCCAUGCUUGAGCCUGACGCAGACGAAAGGCCGAGAAAAUCAGGAUCAAAAAAAGGUAAAAAGCAAGAUGAUGGGGACUUUAUAUCAGACGGCAGCAGUGAUGAGAGACCGAGAAAAAAGAAGAGACGAGGAUCAGACACAGAGAAUGAUGAUGGGGAGGGACGCAGGAAGAAGAAAAAUAGAAAAAGAGCCCAGAGAGGUGGAGGGGAAAAUUCUGAUGAUGAAGGAGGCGAGAGGCGAUCACGGGGGAAAAAGAGGAAGGAGAGCAAGGUGAAUACAGAGAGGCUCACAGAAAAACAGCGACGGAAAAUCCGAUCCAAGGCCAUCAUCUCCUCCAGCGAGGAUUCCGAUUCAGAUGGAGGAAAGAAACUCAAAAUUGCGGCAAGCAGUGGAAGUGAGGAUGAAGCUGGUGAAGGCAUUGGUAAAAGAAGGAGGAUAAUGUCAGACAGUGAAAGUGAUGCUGGAAGUAGGAAAUCUGGGUCAAGAUCCCGUAGCAGGUCAGGUUCAAGAAGCAGAUCUAGGAGCAAGUCUGGAUCAAGAAGGUCAGGAAGUGAAUCUGGUGCCAGCAGGAAAUCAGGUUCUAGAUCCAGAUCUGGAUCUCGCUCCCGUUCCAGAUCACCCUCUGGAUCUAGGUCUAGGUCAAGGUCAGUAUCCCGCAGCAGAUCCAGGAGUGGCUCUCCAGCUAGGAGUGGCUCUCCAGCUAGGAGUGGAAGUGGAUCCCCUGCCAGAUCACGUUCAAGGUCGGCCUCUAGAUCCCGAUCAGGCAGUCCUGCUAGAAGUGGAAGUCCAGGAUCAGAGGGGCAGAGGUCACCAGCUAAUUCAGAUGGAGGAAGUGGAAAUGAAGGUGGCAGGUCAGGUGGAGAGGAAAGUGAUUGAAUAUACGAAAAACUUUUUUUAUCAAAAUGUUUCUACACAUUUGAAGAUGAUUAUUUGCAGAAGUGGAGUAAAGUGCAGGUUUUAGCAAAAUGUUUGCAGCCUGUAACAAUGUGAUUUUUUGUACUCAUAAAUAUAUUGAGAAUUUAUGCAUUGUGAAUAUAUUGAUUAAGGAGGAAUUUGUAUAUUGUGAACAUUUUAUGUAACAGCUGUGUAGCAAGUAACGUGGCUUAAAAUGCUUGUUGAGAUUUUAUAAAAGUGUAAAAAUUGUGAAUAAAAUGUUACAUAACUCUGUAAUAAAUUGAAAACUUCA